This is a messenger RNA of Colletotrichum gloeosporioides, 1431 nucleotides long. RefSeq lists its product as uncharacterized. The transcript has a single exon. Bases 1 to 1431 code for a protein of 476 amino acids. NCBI's taxonomy places the organism in Eukaryota, Fungi, Ascomycota, Sordariomycetes, Glomerellales, Glomerellaceae. The record is from RefSeq and is a predicted model, not a curated record.
AUGGUCGGAUCUCCCUACAUCACGGCCGCUGAGCAAUACAAAUCUGGGACGCAGUUCACUUUGUGGCAGUAUGAGCCAGUGCAACCGCAUGGCCUCCAUCAAUACGACAGAAUUCCUCUGCCUCCUGACCUCCCCCCUGGUUGCAUCCGAAAUUUCGAUCUUGAGGUGGCUCAUGACACAAACAAGGAAGAGAUCGACAAGCAAGCCGUGCUCCAAGUCAACAGAGUCAUUUGCGGAGGCGACAACACCACGGUUCAAAUUGUUCUUUUCGACAUCCUUAAAGCUCCGGUUUCAUAUCGAGGCGACGCUGCUACACUUCCGGAAGAUGGCACGCAAGUAGUCGGCUUGCUCUAUGAUACUGAGUUCUACCCUGGCGACAACGGCGCACCUUAUUGCAACGCAGAACAGGCCGACGGUAACCUUAGUCGCACCGACGCCGCUCUCAAACACUUCUUUUCAAAUGACAAGACCGGCCAUCCACAUAUCGUUCCCCAGUAUUACGGCUGCUGGGCGACUCGUGUCAAUACAUACAACGAAAGCGGUCUCGGCACUUUGAGAUGCGUCGGUCUUGUCCUUGAAGAGUACAUCAAUGGCCAUUCCAUUGAGGACAUUUGCGACCGCGAUGAAUGCGAUGAACUUGUUCCUCCUGAUGGCGACGUCGUUUUUCACAUGCCCGAAGAUGUUCACGAUGGAUUUCACACUUUGGAAAUUUCCAAGGAGCUGUGCCAAGAAGUCAUGAAGCAGGCCCUCAAUGGUCUCGUCGAACACAUGCAUAUCGGCGUUCAGCAUAAUGUCUUCGAGCCGCGCAAGCUCUUCAUCACCUUGCGUAAUGGAACUGUCGGUCUGGAUUGGCCACGAGCUGUGUUGUUGGGAUUCUCUAACACGGCGGUUUGGUCAAAAACCAAACAGGCAAAAGGCCCCAAGGGUCCGAUUCAAUUACUUGAGCUGCUUCCCUACCCGCCCCAUCCUUACCUGCGCUUCAGUGUCAAGGCACUUGACGAAUUCAUCGGUUUCUGGCCCGCCCCUGAGGAAGGCUGGGAAGGCGAUGAGGAGAGUGACUUCGAUAAUGAAGCCGAAUUCGACGAUUGGCUCGUCGAUGAGGAUGUUUUUGGCCCAUUAACUGAGGCUGCAGACGUGGUGGCCAGCAUGGCUCCGGGCGCCGAGUGGCCACACCCGUACAAAAAGUACUCUCUAUUCAAGACACUCGACCCAAUCAAGCCAAGAAUCAAAGAGGAACGGGAGGAGAGACGCCAACUUCUGGAGAAAGAAGGUGUUCUCUCGGACAGCAUGCGUGGAAUGCUGCAAUCAGAAGAGCAGUCGCACACCCCUCAACUACCACAACAGGGUGUCCAGGAGGAAGGCGUUCAGUCUGCGAGCACCGGAUCGCAUCAGCCUGAGACCGAGGCUACCGGAUACACACAGGAGUUCUAG